AUGAGUGAAAUCGAGUUGAAUCGAAUACCUACACUAAAAACUAUUUAUGAAAAGGGUCUAUUUAAAUCGCGUGUGUCGAGAAAAUCAAAGCCCCAAUCUUCCCCCCUUUUUACUUAUAAUGAAACAUUUAAUGAAAAAAUUUCUCUUAUUCAAACCGAUAUUACGAGACUAAAGGUCGAUGCGAUAGUUAACGCCGCUAAUGAGUCUCUUUUAGGCGGUGGUGGAGUUGAUGGUGCAAUUCACAGAGCUGCUGGGUCUGGACUUCGAAAAGAAUGUUGGGAUUUAGAUGGUUGUAAAACUGGGGAUGCCAAAAUAACUAAAGGAUAUGAUUUACCAGCUAAACAUGUCAUUCACACUGUUGGCCCAAUUGGUGAAAAAGAAGGUCUUCUUCGUAGCGCUUAUGAGCGAUCUUAUCAGGUUAUGACUGAAAAUAAUAUAAAAAGCAUAGCAUUUUCAAAUAUUAGUACAGGCGUUUAUGGGUAUCCACGUUAUCCUGCUGGUCAUGUUGCCCUUGAUACUACAAGGAAAUGGCUGGAAGAGCACCCUAAUCUUGAGGAGGUUGAUAGGGUCAUUUUCUGUGUGUUUGAAGAUGAAAAUAAGAUUGUAUAUGAAGAACUAUUGCCAUUAUAUUUUCCGCCACCUAGUAGUGAAUCGGAAAACGCUGAUAAACUAGAACUGGAUCCCAAACCUAUUUUGGACGUUGAAAUGGAAGAUGCCAAACGUGACGUUGAAAUGGAAGAUGCCAAACGUGAUGUUGAAAUGGAAGAUGUCAAACGUGACGUUGAAAUGGAAGAUGUCAAACGUGACGUUGAAAUGGAAGAUGUCAAACGUGACAAUGAGGCGGGAGAUGUCAAACGUGACGGUGAGGUUGGAGAUGUCAAACGUGACGGUGAGGUGGAAGAUGUCAAACGUGACGAUGAAGUGAGAGAUGUCAAACGUGACGAUGAAGUGGGAGAUGUCAAACGUGACGAUGAAGUGGGAGAUGUCAAACGUGACGAUGAGGUGGGAGAUGUCAAACGUGACGAUGAGGUGGGAGAUGUCAAACGUAACGAUGAGGUGGGAGAUGUCAAACGUGACGAUGAGGUGGGAGAUGUCAAACGUGACGAUGAGGUGGGAGAUGUCAAACGUGACGAUGAG
Dentiscutata erythropus is the source of this 1137-nucleotide messenger RNA. NCBI's taxonomy places the organism in Eukaryota, Fungi, Glomeromycota, Glomeromycetes, Diversisporales, Gigasporaceae. The record is from the annotation of a GenBank genome assembly.